AGCAGCCUCCGCAUCAUGACGUAGCGCUCUGCAUGAAACCAGAGUUUGAGGAACAAGCUACUCAGGAAGUGCUGUCCACUGUGAUAAAGGCCCACGCUGACACAAAACGUUUUUUCGACUCGCUUGGUGGAACCGGGAGAACCUCGGUGUCGGGACCUUUAGGAUCCCACCUUCGCCGUCCCGGACAUGGCUGGGCUCGACGGACUCAGGGUGCUGCUGCUGCUGGCUGGGCUGGUCGCCAUGGCAAACUGUCAGGACAAUCCAACUGCAAAGCCGAUGCCUCCCACUGGUCAGGUGAAUCCCACUGUUCUGGAGACUACCACUGUUCUGGAGACUACCACUGUAGUUCUGGCGACUACCACUGGUCAGACGAAUUCCACUGUAGUUCUGGCGACUACCACUGAUCAGAGUGCCACAGUCUCACCCUCACUCACUGCAGUCCCAACCUCCAGCAAUGCAGUCUUACCCGCAAGCACUGCAGUCUCAACCUCCAGCAAUGCAUCCUCAUCCUCAACCAAUUCAUCCUCACCCUCAAGCACUGCAGUCUCACCCUCAAGCAAUGCAACCUCACCCGCAAGCAAUGCAUCCUCAUCCUCAACCAAUUCAUCCUCACCCUCAACCAAUUCAUCCUCACCCUCAAGCACUGCAUCCUCACCCUGGAAAAAUUCAACUCCUAACCCAAGCAGUCUUCCCCAGACCGUUGCCACACAAACCAGUGUUCCCACAGCCACCACAGGUCCUCCACCCCCCAUGUGUAAUUACAGCGGUGUAGCAGAUAAGACUGGCUUUCUGUUCACCUUUGAAAACGGCACUGAGGGCAACUACAGCAUCGAGCUCACUGAACUAAUCACCGGUGUAUCGAACAAAGUGACGAACGAAGUGACUGUGCCCCUGAAUGGCACAAACCCAACCCAUCUUCUACAAUACCUAAAGCCUUCGACUGUUUACACAGUUCACAUUAGUCCAAGCAAAGAUCUAACAGUAACAUGUGGAAGGAAUCUGGAACUGAAAACCAAUGACAUCGAUCAGAAUGAAAUUGAAGAAAUUAAACCCGAUUCCUACGAAGAGAUUUGUUACGAGACUGAAUGGAAUAUCAGUAAUGCGAAGUUUGAUGUGUCAAGCAAAAAGUAUGAAUUCUGCAUCAAACCGAAGUACACAGACCUUUGUACAAAUUUGACGACCCUCAGUUAUCCCCCAAUGAACUGGACCAAAUGGAUCGGUUUAGAAUACUUGAAUCCCGUUGACAUUACACUUGAAGUUCCCAAUAAACUUCCAGCAGAAAUCAACUGGAAGAAUCAAGAGGAUUUAAAAUGUAAAGGUCUUGGAAUUAAUUUCACCUGCCAAGGCCCUGGCACAACGAAAUACAAGCCGGAUGAGCUAGAGCCUUACACAAAAUACCCAUGCACUGGUGUACUGUAUAACCUGCAUAACAAAACCAUUGCAAUUGAAAAGACAGUCACCAAAGAAGUCUACAUCACUUGUGAUAUAGAUAUAGAGGUGAAAGCUACAACUAAAAACGUGUCAAUACGUUUAACCUGGAAGGCAAGGAGCGAACAGUGUUCGCAUUUCCCAGAGAAUAAGAACUUCUCGUAUAUUUGUAGCUGCAAGGCGGUCAAGGCUCGUCCCAGUAGGGUCAUCGUUGCUCUCUCCUCCAAGGAACAUUGUGAAGUGACUGGUUUGCUGCCCUUCACUGCGUAUAAUUGCGAAAUUCAACCUCGUUUCAACGGUAAACUCAUUGGCAUUCCACACGGAAAGGGAAACAUUUGGACCAGCGCUGGAGUGCCCAACAACGUUACAAUUAAAAGAACAACUCAGGUGGAGAACAAUGCCUUCCAGGUGGAAUGCACUGAUUUUAUAGAGGGCGAUUGGAGAGGUCCAAAAGGAUCGUACCGCGCCACAAUCACACCUGGAGUUCACAAGGAAAUACAAAACAGAAGUUGUUUUUUCCAAAUCGGUGAUCUGAGCUACUCCACGGGGUACACGGUAUCGAUCGUCGCCUUCAAUGGAGUGAAUUCCGGGACACCGUUGAUAGUCCAACUUCAGACCAGCUACAACGACAGAGUUCUGAUUGGGUUCCUGGUGUUCCUCAUCCUGCUCACGGCUCUGGCCCUGUCCUUUGUGCUCUACAAGAUCUACAUUCUGCAGCGCAAGAAGACACAACAGGAUGAUGGUCUCCUGCUUACUCCACAGACAAACGAGGAAGACCAACUCAUGCAUCUGGAGCCCAUCGGGGCGGAGGUCCUGCUCGACGUCUACAAGAAGAAGAUCGCCGACGAGGGAAGGCUGUUCCUGGCCGAGUUUCAGAGCGUCCCCAGGAUCUUCUCCAGGAACACCAUGAAGGAGGCCAAGAGGUCGUACAACGCCGUGAAGAACCGCUACGUGGACAUCCUGCCUUACGACUAUAACCGCGUUCAGCUGACCAGUGGGAACGGAGAGCACGGGUGUGACUACAUCAACGCCAGCUUCAUCAACGGGUUCCAAGAACCGAAGAAGUACAUCGCAGCUCAAGGACCCAAGGACGAGACCGUGGCUUCCUUCUGGAGGAUGACCUGGGAGCAGAAGUCCUCCAUCAUCGUCAUGGUGACCCGUUGCGAGGAAGGGAACAGGGUGAAGUGCGCCCAGUACUGGCCGUCCACGACCAGCACGCCGGAGGUCUUUGAGGAGUUUGUCGUCAAGCUCAACAAAGAGGAGCAAUGUCCGGAUUACAUCAUCCGCCUUCUCACCCUGUCCAACAAGAGGGAUAACUCCGAGCGGGAGGUGACCCAGAUCCAGUUCACCAGCUGGCCGGACCACGGGGUCCCCGAAGACCCCCAACUGCUGCUGAAGCUCCGCAAGAGGGUCAACGCCUUCAAGAACCUGUUCAGCGGGCCCAUCGUCAUCCAUUGCAGCGCCGGAGUGGGCCGGACCGGGACCUACAUCAGCAUCGACGCCAUGAUGGAGAGCCUGGAGUCGGAGCGCCAGAUGGACAUCUACGGCUACAUCGUCAACCUGCGCAAGCAGCGCUGCCUCAUGGUGCAAGUGGAGACCCAGUACAUCCUGAUCCACCAGGCGAUGAUCGAGCACAACGAGUUUGGCGAGACGGAGAUCGGCCUGUCUGAGUUCCACAGCACCCUGAGCGUGCUGCAGGAGACGGGCUCUGGGGUGGAGACCAGCCUGCUGCAGGACGAGUUCAAGAGGCUGCCCAAGUACAACAACAGGAGGACCUGCAACACCGGCCUCGCCGAGGAGAACCAGAAGAAGAAUCGCUCGUCCGUCCUUCCAUACGACUACAACAGAGUGUUCGUGAAGAUCGAGGAGGACCACAAUGAGCCCGACGACCGGGUCUACGAAGAGGAAGACGAGACCGCCUCCUCCUCCGAGGAAGACGAGGACUCCAUGAAAUACAUCAACGCCUCUCACAUCGACGGGUACUGGGGCACCGGCAGCCUGAUCACAGCCCAGAGCCCUCUGGUCAACACCACCGCCGACUUCUGGCUCAUGGUCUUCCAGAAGAGAGCCGCGGCCAUCGUCAAUCUGUCCGACGGCACGCAAGGCGAUUCGGAGUGUUCUCCCUACUGGGGUAAGGAGAAGACGAAGUUUGAGGACAUCGAGGUGGAGGUGACGGAAACAGAGUGCACGCCCGUGUUCACCGUCCGCACCAUGCAGAUAUACCACACCAAGCGGAAAGAGAGUCGUCAGGUGAAGCAGUUCCACUUCCUCCAGUGGCCGACCAAGAAGCUCCCUGAGAGCGGCGGCCUGCUGACGGACUUCAUCCGCUCCGUCAAGCAGACCUGUGGCUGCAGCACGGGGCCCCUGGAGGGCCGCGGCCCCGUGAUGGUCCACUGCAGUGACGGCUCGCGGCAGUGCGGUGUGUUCUGUGCGCUGUGGAACCUCAUGGACAGCGCCCAGACGGAACGCAUGGUGGACGUCUUCCAGAUCGCCAAGGCCCAGCGCAGGCAGAGGCAGGGCAUGAUCAGCAGCGUGGAGCAGUACCAGUUCCUGUACGAGGCGUUGGCGGCCGCCUACCCCGUGCAGAACGGAAGUGUGACGGCGGCGCCCGUUAGCGUGGCAGCCGGGGACGCCGUGCACAUCGUCGACGAGACGGGACGAACCCAGGAGCCGGCCGGCAUUACCGCGGACGGCCAGCAGGAGGAGGCGGCGAGCACGCCUCUGAUUCAGAAGGAGGAGAAGGAGGAGAAGGAGGCGGCCGACAACGGGUCCACCGUUACCAUGGAGGUCUGAGGGAGUAGC
Messenger RNA from Gadus chalcogrammus (walleye pollock), 4230 nucleotides. It is a transcript of the gene ptprc, whose product is annotated as protein tyrosine phosphatase receptor type C. Lineage: Eukaryota; Metazoa; Chordata; Actinopteri; Gadiformes; Gadidae. The transcript is spliced from 39 exons. Gene Ontology annotation, molecular function: protein binding; protein tyrosine phosphatase activity. The record is from RefSeq and is a predicted model, not a curated record. Gene Ontology annotation, biological process: negative regulation of protein kinase activity; positive regulation of peptidyl-tyrosine phosphorylation; protein dephosphorylation. Bases 187 to 4221 code for a protein of 1344 amino acids.